AUGACCACCGGCACGGAUGGCGACGGCGACGAGCGCGAGUGGGAGAAACACGUGGACGAGGCCUCGGGCACAGCGUACUACUACAACAUGCGCACGGGCGAGUCGUCGUGGGAGGUCCCUGCGGGCUUCACGUCUCCGCGGGCGCAAGAUCUGAGCGAAGACAAGCCCCCCAAGUGGCGUGCAUUCGUGGACGACGAGUCUGGCACCACCUACUACUACGACGAAGUGAGCGGCACCAGUCGAUGGGACAAACCGGAUGGUUUUAUUCCAGAAGAAGCCAAUAACAAGACUGAGAACGGGAAGAAGGAGGGAAAAGAGGCUAAUGAUGACAAGUCUACUACUGCGGCUAAUGAUGACAAGUCUACUACUGCGGCGGCUACUCAGUGGGUGAAGUACGUGGACGCUGCCAGCAACAAGCCGUACUACUACAAUGCCAGCACAGGGCAAACGCAGUGGGAAGAGCCUGAGCACUUCGAUGAAUCAGCAGCAGCAGCGCAGCUCGCUGCUCCCCAGGUUUCUGCCGAGUAUCAGGCCCAUCUGAACCGGAUGCGCACGGAACGCCUCACACGAGUGACGCAGCAAGUGCUGGACCCGUCGGGCAAUCUCAGCAAGCUGAAUGCCAUUUUAAGCGGGAUUGACAGUAGCGCUCCUCCUGCUGCUGCCGCGGCUCAUGUUGAUGGAGACGGUGCUGAUGCUCCACGAACCGCAAAAGCGGAAUGGCAGCAACAUGUCGACGCGCAGACGCAGCGGUAUUACUACCAUAACGAAGUAACUGGUGUCACGCAGUGGAAUAAGCCAGAUGCGCCUAUUGUUUCAGGGUUGGCGAUUUGGAUCCCGCCCGAGGAAUCGGAGUCAGAUUCGACUGCUGCGGGGCGGAAGACCGUCUCGGGCGUGAACUACGUUGCGCGUGCGAAGUUUAACCGGCUGACAGGCAAGUACGAGCAACUUGGUGGUGAUGAAUACUGGCAGAAUGCCGGAAUAGCACCGGAUCGCGCAGGGCGGCAAAUGAGCCACUUCUUUGACAUGACGGAGCUGGAGAAGAACCGAGAAGAGGCAAGACGUAGGAAGGAGCAACUCAAGCGAAAACACAUUGACUGGAAGAAAAUAACGGCGGAGAAGAAGGCCAAGAAGCAGAAGCAGAGGAACGAGUGGCUGUACACUGAUUAA
Phytophthora sojae is the source of this 1167-nucleotide messenger RNA. RefSeq lists its product as hypothetical. Gene Ontology annotation, molecular function: protein binding. NCBI's taxonomy places the organism in Eukaryota, Oomycota, Peronosporomycetes, Peronosporales, Peronosporaceae. The record is from RefSeq and is a predicted model, not a curated record. The transcript is spliced from 3 exons. Bases 1 to 1167 code for a protein of 388 amino acids.